ACCUUUAUCCAAACAUACCACACGAGCUCUCUCCCAUCUCCUCCCAUGGCGAUUGCGGCCCCCUCGUCGCUUCUCUCUCUCCCACUCCACACUUCCCCUCACCCAAACCCUAUCCCUUGCCCUAGAACCCUCGCCCCGAAACCCUCGUUCCCACGCCGCAAAACCCUAAUGGUGCGCUGCGCGAAGCGCACGGGGAAGCAGAGGUACCCGUCGGAGAAGAAGCAGCUGCGGAGGGCGAACGAAACCCUACUCCGCACCGACAUCGCCGACCGCGGCGAGGGCUUUUGGCGUCUCUCGAAGCUCGGCGUCCCCGCCCGGAAGGAUCCCGGCAAGGACUUCGUCGGCGUCUCCCUCCCCUUGCUCGAGGCCAUCGCCAAAGUCCUCGAGUUCCCGGUUGCUACUAUGUUACCUCAAGAAGCCUUUUCUAUUGUCCGGAAGUCCUUCGAUGCAAGAAAGGUGUUGAAGGAACCUGAGUUUGUUUAUACUGUGGACAUGGAUGUCAAGAAACUUCUGAAUUUGGAGCCUAGAAUGUGGGACUUUAUCUCUCAAUUGGAACCAAAACUUGGACUUCUAGAAUACAUGCCUGAUGAAAAGGUAACUGCUGAUUUGAUCAGUGUACUGCAUAAUUCCACGAUGGUCCACAAGGCCAAAGUGGGCAAGUUUGAUGAUUCCACCGACAAUGGCUUCUACAAGCCUCAGCAACCUAAGAAACCAAAAGUUGCAGUUGUGGGCAGUGGACCAUCAGGCUUGUUUGCUUCCCUUGUACUUGGUGAACUUGGUGCUGAGGUUACAUUAAUAGAAAGGGGUCAAGCUGUUGAGCAAAGAGGGCGAGAUAUUGGUGCUUUGGUUGUUAGACGUAUUUUGCACUCGGAAAGUAAUUUUUGCUUUGGGGAGGGUGGUGCAGGUACAUGGAGUGAUGGCAAGCUGGUAACCAGAAUAGGCAGGAACAGUGACAGUGUUCAGGCUGUAAUGAAAACUUUAGUUCACUUUGGAGCCCCACCAAAAAUUCUAGUUGAUGGUAAGCCUCACUUGGGAACAGAUAGAUUAGUUCCGUUGUUACGCAACUUCAGGCAGCAUCUAAAAGAACUGGGUGUCGUUAUAAAAUUUGGCACAAGGCUAAAUGAUCUUAUUGUAGAAAAUAGGCAGGUUUUGGGAGUUGUGGUCUCAGAUACAAGAGAUGAACCAGGUUCUGAUGACAAGAAGUUAUCAUACGAUGCAGUUGUUCUAGCAGUUGGCCACUCAGCUCGCGAUGUGUAUCGUAUGCUACUUAAGCAUGAAGCAGAUAUGGUCCCUAAGGAUUUUGCUGUGGGAUUACGGAUAGAGCAUCCCCAACAACUGAUAAAUAGCAUUCAAUACUCUACAUUGGCUGCUGAAGUUCAUGAAGGACGUGGUAGAAUACCUGUUGCAGACUACAAAGUAGUUAAGUAUGUUAGUGAAGAGAAUAAUGACUCGAGCUCAGAAUCAGGAGAUCUAAGUCGGAGCUGCUACUCCUUUUGCAUGUGUCCUGGUGGACAGGUUGUUUUGACUAGCACAAACCCAUCAGAGAUAUGCGUCAAUGGCAUGUCAUUUUCGCGGCGUGCGUCAAAGUGGGCAAACUCAGCUCUUGCUGUCACUGUCUCUUCAAGUGAUUUUGGUCCCUUCCAGCAUCAUGGGUCUCUUGCUGGUGUGGAAUUCCAGAGAGAAUUUGAAGGAAAAGCAGCUAUAAUGGGGGGAGGAAAUUUUGUUGUCCCUGCACAAUGUGUUACGGAUUUCCUUGAUAACAGAUUGUCAGUUACAUCUCUACCACCAUCAAGCUACCGAUUGGGGGUUCGUGCGUCGACCCUGCAUCAGCUUUUCCCACCGCGCAUAACGGAAGCUUUACAACAUUCCAUCAUAAUGUUCGACAAAGAGUUGCCAGGCUUCAUUUCGAAAGAUGCCCUACUUCAUGGCGUAGAGACAAGGACGAGUUCCCCUCUGCAGAUUUCACGGCAUUCAGAUACAUAUGAGAGCACAUCAUUGAAGGGGUUGUAUCCUGUCGGAGAAGGUGCAGGCUAUGCGGGGGGGAUUGUAAGCGCCGCUGUCGAUGGUAUGUACUGUGGGUUUGCCAUUGCCAAGAAGCUCUCUCUCUAUGAUGGAGAUAUAGAGUCAAUACUAGGUAAGGCACAAAAACAAACAGGUUUUGUAAAAUACUGAGAAUUCCAUUAUCGAAUAUCAACUAAGAAAUCCAGUAUUUCUGUUUCUUUAGCUUAUUCAAAUUUCAUGGAUUUUCCAGA
Molecule: messenger RNA, 2252 nt
Organism: Ananas comosus (pineapple)
Lineage: Eukaryota; Viridiplantae; Streptophyta; Magnoliopsida; Poales; Bromeliaceae
Exons: 13
Coding region: 46-2172 (708 amino acids)
Molecular function (GO): FAD binding
Source: RefSeq, a predicted model, not a curated record